Messenger RNA from Saccostrea cuccullata (small rock oyster), 544 nucleotides. RefSeq lists its product as uncharacterized. The record is from RefSeq and is a predicted model, not a curated record. The transcript has 2 exons. NCBI's taxonomy places the organism in Eukaryota, Metazoa, Mollusca, Bivalvia, Ostreida, Ostreidae. The annotation marks the transcript as partial.
UAAAUCAGAUGUGGAUGAUGAAUUCAAGGAUCAUCUAGAGCGAGCCAAAACAUGGCAUCAGAUUUCUGUUAUAGCACAGGCCAAUGAGAGUCUUGCCCAAUAUGGCCGACCCAGGACGACCCCCACCAAGGUCAAAGUUCUCCCUGGUGCCAGCUCAUCCCAACAGAGGACCCCAGUCAACAAGGAGCGCUUGUUAGUGAUUCCAGAAGUAGACCAGCGCAGAGACUAUGCUGGAUUCGUGUUACAACAGAGAAUGGAUAACAUUGAUGUCCGACAUAAGACUGAGGUCAUGAAACUUUACCUGCCCUACAUACAGACCACACCCUCUUCUUGAGAGAGAUCAGUGGAAGGAAAAAUCCUGAUAAGGCACCAUAAAAAGACAGGUUAAUCAUGAUGGAGACAAUUUUUUGACAGAUAAAAAGGAGAGAUCGUAAUUUGUAACCUAAAAAAAACUUGUGCUAAUUCAGUCUUGUAGGUGUAAAAACACUUUGUAACUAUUAUAUAAUUAUUAUUAUAUUAAAAAGCAAGUUCAUCACACUGAACU